GGAUCUAAAUCCUUUUGCAUGACAGCAGCUCACCAGUAACUUUAGCCAGGCUGAGAGCCGGAGCUGGAGCACCUGUGCAGGAACGGAUUAUUUCUCCAAAACGUUUACCUCUUUUUGUUUGUUUACAGCCUCGAACAUGUUCAACAGUCAAUUCAGGGAGUUUGAAGAGGAUCCGUUUUUUUCGUGAGUACUCAUUUAACUGUAUUAUAACUAUUAUUUUUGUCUUUGCGUAUUAUUGUAAUCUGAACUAGACUACAAAAGUGAGUAACGCUACAUUAAAAAAAUAAUAAAUUCACAAAACCAAACUCUAGAAACUCUACAGUGUCCCAACUCAUUUUAGGAGGGCUGGCGUUUUAUGAAUGAAGUCAAAUUUACCCGAAUUUAUUUAUAUCCUAUUCUGUAACAUAUGAGCAGCCAUUUUAAACGUGUGUUAGCGCCUAUAAGUAAUAUAUUAAUAUAAUUAAUUUCACCAAAGCUGUAAUUGGUGUGACUCUCAAUUGAAAUCCACGUUAGCCACUCAGUUUUGAUUUAUUAAGGUUGUAACCAAGCAACAACUUCUGAAAGCUGACCCCUUGCUUUUGAGUGUUAUGUAACGUUAUGCUUUAAAACGCAUGUUUGACUUUGACCCUGUGAGAUACAGUCGGACUUCUUUCACGAGUGGACACCUGCUGAGUCAGUGUGGCCACACUUGACCCUACUUCUCAAGUGGCAAAAGUGUUAGCUCCUUAUUCCUUUCUUAUUACCCCCCUAAGAAGUCUUUAUUAUGGUCUGAACUUAUGUGCAUGUUUGAGUUUCACAUGUUCUUAUCCUUCCUCUGCCUUAGGGAUCCAUUUGGAGCUCACAGGGACCACAUGCGGCACAUGAUGCGGAGCUUCUCAGAACCAUUUGGUGGAUCCUUGAUGCCCAGUUUAAUGGAUGGGAGAAACCGUGGUCGUGCCAUGAUAGAACAUCCCAGUGCAUCCCAGGGACUCAGAGAGGAACACAGGGUGAGGUCACACAUCUGAAGAAACAAUACUUCACAACUUUGAGAUUUUUAUUCAUGUAUUCUUUUAUUAUUUAAACCUUUUGACCUUGUUUAUCGUAAAUAAAGUUCAACGGCAUCCGUAUAUUGGAAGAUAUGACUAACCCACAAACAUUCAAGUGUCCUUUGGGUCUGACUCCCCUUACUUCAACAGUUCACUCAUACAGUUCAGGUCCUCUGGCUGCCCCAUGUCUGUCUUCUCCUCAUUGCAUACAAUCAUAGGAGAUUAGUGUUUGAAGAAGUGCAAAAUUUGCUGAGGUUUAGUGGAAGUUGGCCACUAGCAGUGUAACUGGAGCACCACUUACAGAGGUAUGGGGCCAUGUGAAUCUCUAGUUUAGUGGAAGGGCAACCCCCUCAGCCUCUCAGGACAGUUAUAUCUGGCCCUCAGGAGCCCUAUUUAUAGUGCAUUGUUCCACUGACACACUACUUUCUUGCAAAUACACACACAGACUUCUUUAACGUUCGAGCUGAUAGCACACAAGAGGACACUGCUCUGCUAUGAUGGGCUGCUGUAAAUAAUUAGCCUAGUUGUCAUGUUGACCUAAAAUGUAGUUUGUUCCCCAAGUAUGGGGACUGUAAGGUUGAGAAGUCUUCUGUUAUGUUAAAACAUGGUCAAAUUAUGACCAUUAAAUAGUCUGCUGAAGUUUUAAGGUUUAAUCAACAGGCAAGUGGACAGUUUUGAUCAAUGAUGCACUGCAUUUGUAAACCUUUCCCAAAUAUAACCAGCCCUUACUCUGAUUGGAUAUCCCUGCUAAAUCAAACUUAGUCCCAGUCACAUGCUUUAAUCCCCAUUCUUAAUUAAAGCCCUUAUUUUUAUCACUGAUAAUGACUUUUGAUUGAAUAAAACAGAAUAUUUUUAGCUGGGGACAAAACAAAGCUAACAUUAGCUUUUGUCUAAUAUUAGCCACAACUGGUAAUAUAUUCACCUUAAAAUGUCUGAUCUGUAUUUUUAUCAACUGUAUUUUUCAUUUGCUUGUAAUUAUAAAAGGCUUUAUUUAUAACUUUGUCAGAUAUCCUACUGCUGUAUAACUUAUUAAACCAGAUAUUGAAUUUUCCACAUGUACAUCUGUGGAAAAUGUUUCCUAUAUUUAUACCGUUGAUGAUUCCAGCCAGUGAAACUGAGCUACAAUGCAAAAAGUCCAUCCAUCCAAUUAUAUAUCUCAGACAUAUAGAGCGUAUUUAUAUCAGCAGAUAAUAGAUAGAUUUAUUUAGCCUGCUAAGUACUUAGUUAAUUUUCACAAAGAAUUAACCUGCUCUAUUACUGGACAAAUGGAAUCAAAACUGUGCCUCCCUGACUUCUACACACUUGCUUAGAUAAAGAGCAGUCUUUGGUUCCCGGCAGUGGUCAGAGAGGCUGCAGCCUGGGUGCUGAGUGUUGUUGGCUUUGGAAAGGCAUAUGCGCGGAUGUCAUGGUCACUCUGUUUUCUUAUUGUUGCUCUUUCAGUCCAUCUGUUUGGCUCGACGUGCCUUGGCAAUGCUGGUGCUUUAGCAGCCAGAUGACAGACAGCUCACUCUCACUCUGCUCUCCAAUAUCACAGGCGCACAUGUUCACACAAAAAUACAUUAAUACACACACACACACACUCACAAAUUCUCUAUUAAAAAAAUCUGACAAAAAUGCUGACAAGUGCUGUUACACUAAGUCGCAGCAUGCAAAAUGAGCAGACUUGCAGGCAUGCAAAUGCAAACACACAUAGACCUGCACACUUACAAUGCUGGAAGGCUUUAGGCGUCUUGUAUUCCUGGUGGAAAAACAAUCUCCGUGUGGCCUUCCAAAGCUCUCACAUUUCCCAGCCUUCUGCCAACAGCACUACCUGUUUAUAUCACCUUUCAAAGCACUUAUCCAGCCAAGCACUUGUUUAUAUAAGGACUGCUGAAUAACUAACAAGCAUCAUUAUGAGUUAGGUGUACUUUCUUUGAUUCUGCGGUUUGUACUGGGCUAAGCAGGUGGUGCAGGGGCUGGGAAAAGGUUGUGACCAAUGAUGAUUUUGUAUUUGUUGCAGAUGUAAAGCUGUAAAUUGUGAUUGAAAUAAAGUGAGAAUAAAGCAGUUUAGAGCUGCUUUAAAGAUAUCAUAAUCUCCACAUUUAUAUUCAGCACUUUUUAUAUCAUUUGAGGUCUACAAGUUACAAAAAAACAUAAAAUUUUUCUUCUACUCCCAAGAGAUGCGCUCUUUCUUAGGCGUUAUGUGAUAACCUCACUCUUCCUUUUAAGUAUGAAUCAUAUCGACAGCACAUGUCUGCUGCGGUGUAACUCAUAUCUCCUCCAGGAGCAGCCUCCCUCUGAGGGCACAGUAGCUGAUUCAAUAUCAGACUGACAGUGUGAUAGAAAAGAGAAUGUCAAUCUGCAGUUGUCCAGACAGCCUAAAAUAAUGUGUUAAAGACCACUGGGUCUAUGUACCGUAUUUUGCACCCUCAAUCUCUCCUCUGCUGUGCCUCAGUCUAAAUAUAAUGCUUGGAGAUAUGUAACCGGCAUUUAUUAGUUCAUACAUGCCACUCUGGGAUAAAAUAGGCUGUGAGGCUUCAUAGAUACCGAUAAAAGCGUUUUACAUCAGCUUGACAUUUGAAAAGAGCUGAGAGAGCAGCCUUGGACUCUCUGACCCAUGUUAGAUCCCCGUCCUGAUGGGCCUGUCUAGCCUUCCCAGAAUUAGGCUCAGUUUCAGUGUUAAACCCACUCUAAUCUCUGGCAAUGUGGCCCAAUUACACGUGGAACACAAGUCAUUCAACACCUCACUGAUUAUGCACAAUACCCCUGUGUAUCAAAACCCUAGGAAAUACAUACCCACACACACACACGCACAUAUCAAUAGCUGUUGAGAUGCUUUUCCAGGGCUGCAAGUCAUAAACACCUGCUGCCUUGGCCUAGAGAAUACAGGGUCUGACUGGAGGCUGCAGGCUGCUCCCUCCUCACUUGCAUGUCUCCUCUUGAUGCCUACACUCCCAGAGGGUUCAUGGCCUUGAUGGGUUGCACUUAAGGCCGGGGGUGAGCUCUGUGUAGCUGUGCGAAGGCUUAGUGACAGAUGUAAGACAACCUAACAGCUUACAGGCAACAGCCUCAGCUAACAUGUAAAAGCCUGAUUCAAAGGUGUGUAUGUAACAUGCUGUACAAAUGUAAUAAUACCAUGUCUCUAAAGUGAUACUAUUUUAUUCCUCAGGACAUGAGCCGGUCAUUGUUGCCCUUUGGCAGUAUGGAGAGCACGGUUAGUGGAAUUGUUUGAGCAUACAAAGUUGCAUGAGUCUAUCUCUAAAACUCUUACUAUGUGCAUGCUCGGACUCUAUUACUGUCAGUAUCCAUUACUUAGACUUAAGGUGGUCAGUGAAGAAACAAAAGUGUUUCCUCGUGUAGGGGUUGAGAGUUAGCAUGAUGGGACAUUAUUUCAGGUUGCUUGAAGUGUCAUAGGCCUAACUUAAUGAAACACAAGUGAAGGGAGGUACCCACUUGGUAGCUCUGGUGAUGCACUGACUCUUGAUGCCCAUCUAUCUCUAUCUGUCUGGGUUAUAAGGGGCAUUUAGGGCCUUGUAGUCAGCUGAGUAACUUGUUAGUGGAGCUUAAAUAUUAGUUUGAGGUUGUGAUGAUUUUUUUUUUUCACAAAAUGCCCUGUCCUUUACACUAGAACACAAAUGCAGUAAGAAAGUUUCAAAACCUGAUGUUUCAUUUUGAAUGUAUGGGGAUCUCACUGCAGCAUGUAUGGCGAAUUUGAGUAGCUUAAAAUGAGAUGCAUGUUGUGCAUGAACUUUGACCUAAAAAGUGACAUUUCACUUCUUUUAUUCUUCAAAUUAACAAUUAAUCUUUAAAUUUCCUUUGCAGGAAGAACACUAAACAAACAGUUCAGUUAGAUGUGUCAUGCAUGCUGGAUCUGGUUUACUGUUAUGUUGUAAAUGUCACUGGGUCACAUAUGUGGAGGUGCUAAAAUGUGAAUGUGCAGCAUCACAGAUGGCGUGACACAUUUGGCUCACUGUACUCUGUGCAUGCACGUACACAUGGUAGUUCUUAUACUCUGAUUAUACUUAUCGACGUCACUGUUUGCUGUUUUUUAUGUUUUUGCCCAGGACACGAUGAGGAAUCCUUUUGGCAUGUUUGACAAUAUGAUGUCCAACGUGAGAAACAGGAUGGAGGAGAUGCACAGGAACUUUGUGAGUCUGCUCAGCUGGAGAUUUUUUGUUCUUUACUCUUGUUUUGCUGCUUUCUCAGACCACCAUGGUAGAAGACCUGUUAUUCUUUAACUCUGUGUGUGUGUGUGUGUGUGUGUGUGUUUGUGUGUGUGUUUGUCAGGAAAACAUGUCCACAGACUCAAACACCCACUCGUUCAGCUCCUCAUCAGUCAUGACAUAUUCCAAGGUUGGAAAUGAGGCUCCCAAGGUCUUCCAGGCGAGCUCAUCAACACGCCGUGCCCCUGGAGGGGUAAGCACCCAUCGUCUGAGUCUCUGCAUUUUAUCACUGUACAUUAGUGUUAUACAGCUAAGUGCACUGAUUCUGGAGAAGCUAAUUUAUCUGUAGAUAAAUCAGCAAGUCUGUCCUAUUUGUGUUGAUUAGUCAAACUGAUUGAGCUACUUUCUUAAAGGUAUUGACUUCUUAUUUUCUGGCAUCAACAUUUUUACAGAUCAGGGAGACAAGGCAAGCUCUUAAAGACUCUGAAAGUGGUGUGGAGAAGAUGUCCAUUGGUCACCACAUCCAAGACAGAGGACAUGUUGUUGAGAAGAAGUACAACAAGAAAACAGGAGAGAAGGAGUUCAAUCAGGACUUCCAGAAUUUGGAUGAGUGUACGCUGAAGUUAUAGGCUGCUUUUAAUUCUUUGAUAGCCUGCUCUCAGUUAUGUUUGUUCAACUGUUCCAAGUAUUUCUAACACGACCCUGAUUCUCCACCCACAGCCGAGGCACAGACUUUUGAUGCAGAGUGGCAGCAGGAAUUAUCCAAGUUCCAGUCAUCUGCUCCCAUGUCUCGUAAGGAGGAACCUCGUCUUCGAGGUGUUCACAGGGCAGCCCUUACUGCUCCCGAGCAGACUAAAAGGUAGGUAUAACAUGCUAGCAUUGACUGUUUGUAUAAUGGAUGAUGUGUCCUCAAUUUUAGUCAUUGUAUGGAGCAGUCUGUGAACAUUUAAAGCGUCCAUUUGAUACGCAGUCCAUGCAUGCUCAGACUUCACUAUGUGGUAUGUUCUCUUAGUAUGGUUAUUGUGGUUAUUCUGCUGUGUGAUUGAUUUGUGUAUUUCUGUGUGUUUUCCACAGAGACAAACCAAAGGACAAGGCUGAGGGUAAAGGCAAAGUAAGAUUCUCCGACUCAGAAAAGCAGUGAAAACCUGCAUUUGUGAGCUGAUUAAAGUUUUCAGGCAUUAAACAGUACAGUCUCAUGCUCCGUAUAAAACACACACACACACUGUCCCUGGUUUCAUUAACAACAUAGACAGAAGAAGGCACCAAAUACAGGACUGAAUUACUUAAGAGGCUACAAUACCAUUCAAUGGAAAGCAACUUGAUAGGAAUUCAAAACGUGUGGAAUAAAAACAGUCUGGUAUGUUCUGUGGAAUGAAUGUUAGGAGGGUGACAAAUAUUUAAUGUGCAGUAUGCUGACUCUGGGGUAAGUCGUGUUUUUAUGAAUGUAAUGAUGUUGGGAUUGCUAAAGUUUAAUAUAGGAAAUAUAAUAUGUGACUAAGAUUGAUGUGCACUACUUGUCAUUACACUUUAAAAGUUCAAAAGCCAUUAGGUUUUCAAGUACUUCAUACUGCAAUAUGACACAAUGUGAAGCAACUUACUGGCUGUUUGGAAUCCUCUAAUGCACUCAGACAUUAUCGGUUAUUUCUCAUUGAAAUGUUUCAUCCCUGAUGCUCAAGAUAUAUAUAUUGUACCUGCUGUAAUCGUUGUAAAAAGAACUAUAUUUUCCCUUUUUAUAAGUGACUUUGGUUUUUCAACUGAUGAACUCUGUGCUGCAUUGCAUAUCUGGAUACUCGCAGAAUUAUUUGCCUUGUUCUUGUAUAUUUUUUCAAGUUUUAAAUGUAACAUAUGCCAACACAGACUAUUGUAUGAAAAUAAAAAUGUGGAAAUUUAAGAUUUAUCUGUACCAGCUUCAAUUUUUAUAUCUAUUAACAAAAAACAACAUAUUAUACUUAGCUUGGGGUGAAAUUAAUGAAGUCUCAAAUGUAUACAUAUUUAGUAAAUUUGAUAUCAUACAUAUUGAAUAAAUAUUAAUAAACUGUGUAAGGUUGUGAUGAAUGGUGAUGAACCUCUGGUGUUAGUUGGUAGUGACGCAGCGUGAUAUUUAUGGAUCGAAGCACGUCAGUAACUCAGAUUGGACUGAGAUGUUUCACAGCUGCAAACCCACGUGUUCAUGUAUCAGCCUUAAUAUAACUCCAAGCUUUGACAUGCAGAUAGGCUAUCUAGAAACCUCUGAGCAAUAGAUAACAGUGUAAAUACAUUCAAAUUAUCACUUUCAGCAGCAACUGAUAGUUUUUCCACUCUUAUUAAUCGUCCUCUCGCAUUAAAGUUGCAGUUAUCAUUAGACACUUAUUACUUUGUAGAUCUUGAGUAAGAUUUUCAAAACAAGGAGUUAAUUAUAGAAAGUUUUUUAUUAUCAAAUACAAAGAGGCUACAAAAACAUGAAUAUUGAGUCAGUGUGUACAACUGUGCUUCCACCUGCUGGUCAUGUCAAGACAUGCUUUUUGUUUGAAGUAUUUACAGACUUGUCAAAAAAAGAAAACAAUUAUUUAUAUUUAAAUAUACAGGGACAUUAGAAACAGGAAAGCAUCAUGCUCAAAACUAACAGUAAAUUAUGGGACACUAAUAAAAGCAGAAGGGUCCUGGAGAGCCAGACUCGGGUCUACAUGAUUCCCUGAGGCUGUCCCUUUCCUGCAAUCUUCUUGGAGCACUCCAGCAAAGCAUUGUGGAUAUCUUUGGCGCAGGAAAUCUGAGACUUGAUCAUACCGAGGUACUGGGCAUAAGACAUGGACUCUGUCUGCACUGUGUCUGGCUUGGUGGCUGUUGGCACCAGGUUGGGUGAAUGUUUGGCGCUGUCUAUGCUCUGGGAGAGGCACUCAUAGGCCAGUCUCUGCACACAGGAAAAAACACAAGAGAGUUUGCAUUGAAUAUGUGAAUUGUGAAGCAUUCUCACAUCUUGUCAUGAGCAUUAGGGGAGAGUGGGGUAAGUUGAACCAAAGGGUAAGUUGAGCCCCCCCCUGUUGCUUAGAAAUGGUCAAAGAAAUUGAUCAUGUGACUUAAUAUUUAGGAGAUGGUCAUCAAUUCAUGGAGUCUGUGAAGGUUAGAAGCUCAUGGGUGAAGGGGUUAGACAUUUAUUUCCAAAAAAAACAUUUUUCACUCUUAAAAGUGAAUUUAGUCUGUUAUAAGUUUUAUUAGAAUUGUGUUCAGACCAAAAAAGAUCAUUUUAAAUUUGUUUUAUACAUCAAUUGUGGUAUCUAUGAGCUACAACACGAGGUCAAAAACUUAGCAUAAAAGUCCACCAUUUUAGCUCAGAGGACUAAUAAAGUCAUUAAAGCAGUUCUGGGGUAAGUUGAAACAAGUGGCCCAACAGAGAAAGUUAUGAAGUCUGAUGAGAGGAUCAGAGUUUCAGUUCAGAUUGUUGAAAUGUGUUACUGUUUCUUUUCAAAAAUACAGCUGUGAAUGUUCUGAAUCACUUAAAGACAUUCUCAUGUUAAAAUGACUUUUUACAAAACAGCUUUUUAGCAGCUAUAUGCAAUAAUAAUAAAACGUAUUAUUGUACUAGUUGAAUAGUGUAUAAUAGAUAAAAAUACACAUCAAUGUGAAUUCUUUAUUUCUGUUAAUUAGGGAGAGAGAAGGUGAGGGAAGGCUGGGGUGGAGAGUGGAGGAGUAGUAGGGAUACGGCUCAACUUACCCCGCUCCUAUGGUCAACUUACCCCAUACACAGGGCAAGUUGACCACUGGAGACCACUUUUUUUUGGCAUGCUUUAUUAUCAAGACAGUUAUGUUUACACUCAUUCUGUUAGUUUGCAGGGAUGCACAACGCCUUGAAAUAUCUGCAGAUACAUUGAGAGACAAAACUAUGAUUGUCUUGAUGUAGUGAUCUGAAAUAUAAAAAGUGGCUCAUCUUACCCCACUCUCCCCUACUGUUUUAAAGGUUUGAAGUAUGUGACGUUGAUCUUACCAAACACAGCUCCAGCUGAUCACACAGUGCAUAAAACUCCUCCAGGCUUUUGUCAAAGCGUUGCACAGAGGUGUCGCUACUUUUGCUGAACCAGAGAAAAGCAAACAGAUAGUUAAAAAACAAAUAAAUAAAAUAAAUAAUGCAGACACUGAUCUUCCACAAUGAUAUUUGUCAAACAAGACCAAUGGUAUUUAUUAAACCAUAAAUCCAGAUAACUUACAUGCCGUUGUCAAUUGACGUGUUAUGGGACAAAUUCAGGGAGGCAAUCUUCAUUAAAUUCUGAAAACGAUAAACACAAGUAAAUAUAAUAAAGCUUUACAAUAACAAAUCACUUCAUAUAUAGUUUAUAAUGUAAAAAGCGGUAUUUUGGUGAAUUGUUGGAUGAGAUGUUCUGUAUCCAAACGAGCUUUUUUUUUUACCUGCAAACUCUCCUUUAGCUGAGGAAUAAGCAUCUUAAAUCUAUGUACGGGGUCAAAGUCUUGCUGUUGGCUGAGUUGUUGCUGUUGUUGUUGUAAAGUGGUGGGUUGUUGUAAUCCAGGCUGAGCCAUCGAAGUACCGGGCUGCGGUUGCUGAGCCGCCAUUGUCGCUACCUGAUUUGUACUGCGCACGUGCGAAAUGUACGUCACUGAAGGCAGAGAAACCCCGAAG
This is a messenger RNA of Xyrichtys novacula (pearly razorfish), 9773 nucleotides long. NCBI's taxonomy places the organism in Eukaryota, Metazoa, Chordata, Actinopteri, Labriformes, Labridae. The record is from the annotation of a GenBank genome assembly.